UCGGUUACUACUACUACUACUACUACAACACAAUGGCAAAACUUGAAGUUGUUGCAGUACUCGCUAUGGUGGUGAUGGUAGCAUUUGUUGAGGUUGCUAGCUACCGAACCAUCAUCACCACUGUCACCGAGAAGGUUAAUGAUGGUUGUUACACUUAUGACGACCACACUACUUGUUGUGUAUUUGGGGACUUCUCUUAUUGCUUCCCGACCCUGAAAAAGCUGAGCCACUGCCAGAUGCACCUCCUCGAUAACAAGCCCAUGGUGGAACAACAACGCCUUAACCUGUGCUGCAACCAGCUUAAGGAAGUGGAGGAGGAUUCUCAGUGUGAGGCGAUCAAACAGGUGGUGAAACAAGUUCCGAAGCAGCAGCAUGGCGGACAGCUACUGCAGGUGUUGAAGAAGGCUCAGAUGCUCCCCAACCAAUGCAACAUCAAAUGCUCAGUCGGAACCGAGCAGGUUAAUGAUGGUUGUUACGCUUAUGAUGACCACACUACUUGUUGUGUAUUUGGGGACUUCUCUUAUUGCUUCCCGACCCUGAAAAAGUUGAGCCACUGCCAGAUGCACCUCCUCGAUAACAAGCCCAUGGUGGAACAACAAAGCCUUAACCUGUGCUGCAACCAGCUUAAGGAAGUGGAGGAGGAUUCUCAGUGUGAGGCGAUCAAACAGGUGGUGAAACAAGUUCCGAAGCAGCAGCAUGGCGGAAAGCUACUACAGGUGUUGAAGAAGGCUCAGAUGCUCCCCAACCAAUGCAACAUCAAAUGCUCAGUCGGAACCGAGCAGGUUAAUGAUGGUUGUUACGCUUAUGACGACCACACUACUUGUUGUGCAUUUGGGGACUUCUCUUAUUGCUUCCCGACCCUGAAAAAGUUGAGCCACUGCCAGAUGCACCUCCUCGAUAACAAGCCCAUGGUGGAACAACAACGCCUUAACCUGUGCUGCAACCAGCUUAAGGAAGUGGAGGAGGAUUCUCAGUGUGAGGCGAUCAAACAGGUGGUGAAACAAGUUCCGAAGCAACAGCAUGGCGGACAGCUACUGCAGGUGUUGAAGAAGGCUCAGAUGCUCCCCAACCAAUGCAAAAUCAAAUGCUCAGUCGGAACCGAGCAGGUUAAUGAUGGUUGUUACGCUUAUGACGACCACACUACUUGUUGUGUAUUUGGGGACUUCUCUUAUUGCUUCCCGACCCUGAAAAAGCUGAGCCACUGCCAGAUGUGUAACACCCCGUGUUUUCCAAAAGUCAAAGUCAAAGUCAAGUGUUGACUGUUAUUGGAAUUAAAGAUUA
Molecule: messenger RNA, 1281 nt
Organism: Helianthus annuus (common sunflower)
Lineage: Eukaryota; Viridiplantae; Streptophyta; Magnoliopsida; Asterales; Asteraceae
Product: 2S seed storage protein-like
Exons: 1
Coding region: 33-1259 (408 amino acids)
Molecular function (GO): nutrient reservoir activity
Source: RefSeq, a predicted model, not a curated record